UUUUCUUUGAAUCCUACGAUGGUCAGAUGUUCUGUCGACAUGAGAAAAGAUUUGUAUUUUUAUUGCUCCAUUAUCAAUUUUCUUCUGCAAAGCAUGUCAUCAGGUCAAGUCUUUAACUGCCACGGAAAUUACCAUUAAAUUGAGUUUCAUUCAGCGUACUUUCCAACGGUCAUAUGUGAGCCAGGUCAAAUUCUACACUCGCUUUUCUACAGUACCUACCUACAAGAUGUGCGGCGACCUUCACCCAAUGCAUUCUGGCCUGGCCUAUGUAUCUCACCAACUCCGCCUUCAGCGUUGAAUGCACCCAUUCAACACUUACAAACUGGUCACAGUCAAUCGUACCUAGAUGCUGCCAGUUGUUUACCAACAUUCAGACUUUAAAAAUAAACUCAUGUUUUCUGCCGCCCCAUUUCACUCGCCCACCAAACAACUCAUCAGCUGUGAAAAUAUAUGUAAACCUACUAGCGUCCAAUCCCUUCUCGCCGCGCCCCCACAUGCGGAAAACUCAGUCACUCGGUCACAAUUUUCCCGCAUCUUCUUCACACAUCACAUGCAUCAAAGUAGCCGCCGGUUGCUGGCGGCACACGCCAAAACAUAGGACACCAUGCCGUCGUCAUCGUCGUCGUCGUCGUCGUGACAACACAAAUCAUCUUCACAGCCACCUUUUCCUCGGCGUUCUCGAUCGCAUCGCAGUCGGUUCGUGAUCGUCACACGGGACACAGACAGUACUCGCUAAUCUAAGAACGCACUAGCUCAAGUACUAUAGUACCCAGUUACAAUUGGUCGGUCGGUGCAAGAAUAGUGCAACGCACUACUUUAAUUGGCGGACGACGCCAUAUUGGAAAAUAGUCCGAAAUGAUUCGAUUUCGGUUGAUUUUGAUUGGUUUGUUGAUUUGUUUGGCGGAUGGAAAGCGGGAAAUACCCGUUGGGGCGAUUUUCCACGAGGACAACUAUGAGGCAGAGAUCGCUUUCAAAUAUGCAAUCGAACGAGUUAACAUGCAUGAGAAACACUUCGAAUUGUUACCGAUGAUAAGAUACGUUUCUCCGGAGGAUAGCUACAAAACGGAGAAGAAGGUCUGUGAGCUGGCAGCGGAAGGUGUCACGGCCGUCUUCGGUCCAAGCUCGAUGUUGACUUCGGGUAUUGUGAGUUCGAUCUGUAAGACUAUCGAGAUUCCGCAUAUUAUCACCCACUGGGAUCCGGAACCUAUCGGAGGUUGGGAUCCGGAGAUGCAGGCUAUGACCAUCAAUCUCUAUCCGGAAGCGGAUGUCAUGUCUCGAGCUUUGCGAGAUCUGAUAGUAGACUACAGUUGGAAGAGCUUCACGAUCAUAUACGACAGUGACGAUGGUCUGAUGCGUCUGAAAGAUAUUCUACAGAUACAUGGUCCUGCUGACAAUCCCAUUACGGUGCGGCAAAUCGACGAUGAUCCGGACUACAGACCUCUUCUGAAAGAUAUUCAAGCCUCUGGAGAAAGUCACAUCAUUCUGGAAGUACACCCCAAUAAAAUCUUGGAGAUGCUUCGGCAAGCGAAGGAGGUCAAGAUGCUUGAGGAGUAUCAGAGCUAUAUCAUCACUUCAUUAGAUGCUCAUACCUUGGACUUUGAAGAGCUGAAGUACUCCAGAUCGAACAUAACCACAUUGCGGCUGAUGGACACGAAGAGUUUCGAGAUCAAGAACGCGGUCCAUGAUUGGGAACAGGGUGAAGCCAGAAUGAAGAAGGUUUUCCGAGUUUCUCCGGAGCACGUCCGGACGGAGUCGGCGUUGUACCACGAUGCUGUAAAGCUCUACGCUACCGCCAUCAGGGAGCUGGACGCUACGGAGGAGAUUACACCGUCAAGGUUGUCGUGCGGAAGCAAGAACCUUCGGCAGUGGCCGUUCGGACUGAGGAUCGUUAACUACAUGAAAGUUAAAACUGAGCACGGCAUCACAGGACCGAUCAUCUUCGAUGACAACGGUCGACGUACGCACUUCCAGCUGGAUAUUAUCGAACUGAGUCAGCAGGACGGAUUCAAGAAGAUUGCCGUUUGGGAUCCGACCAAUGGGAAAAUCAACUACACUCGUAGCCAAGAGGAUGUUCACCUGCAGAUCGUUGAAUCGCUCCAGAAUAAGACGUUCGUCGUUGCGUCCCGACUAGGAGCCCCGUUCCUGAUGUUGAAGGAAAAGAAGGAAGGCGAAUUCUUGGAAGGUAACAAUCGUUUCGAAGGCUACUCUCUGGAGCUAAUUGACGGCAUAUCCAAGAUCCUCGGUUUCCAGUACCGCAUGGAACUCGUUCCGGAUGGGAAAUACGGAUCGUACAACAAGCAGACGAAGAAAUGGGACGGAUUGGUGAAAUAUCUACUGGACCGGAAAGCCGAUCUUGCCAUCUGCGAUCUCACCAUCACCUACGAACGCCGCACUGCCGUAGACUUCACGAUGCCUUUCAUGACCCUCGGUAUUAGUAUCCUAUACGCCAAGCCCGUCCCGCAACCCAAAGAUCUCUUCUCUUUCCUGUCUCCCCUUUCCCUGGAUGUGUGGAUCUACAUGGCCACUGCCUAUCUGGGCGUAUCCGUAUUGCUCUUCGUCCUGUCCCGAAUGGCUCCUGCCGAUUGGGAGAACCCUCACCCCUGUAAGCAGGAGGAAGUCGAAGAGGUCGAGAACAUCUGGAACAUGCUGAACGCCCUGUGGCUUACGAUGGGAUCCAUCAUGGGUCAAGGUUGCGAUAUCCUGCCGAAAGCUGUUUCUACCCGAGUCGUUGCCGGAAUGUGGUGGUUCUUCGCGCUGAUCAUGCUCUCGUCCUACACUGCCAAUCUGGCUGCGUUCUUGACUAUGGAGCGUAUGGACGCCUCCAUCGAGAGUGCUGAAGAUCUGGCCAAGCAGAGCAAGAUCAAGUACGGCGCUGUGCUCGGCGGAAGUACGCUCAGUUUCUUCCGUAGUUCCAACUUCUCCACGUAUCAGAGGAUGUGGGCCGCCAUGGAAUCAACUCGACCUUCAGUCUUCACGAAGAGCAACGACGAGGGGCGAGAUCGCGUCAUGAAGGGACGAGGGCUGUAUGCUUUCCUGAUGGAGUCCACCUCAUUGGAGUAUAUCACGGAGCGGUAUUGCGAACUCACCCAAAUCGGGGGACUGCUGGAUUCUAAGGGAUACGGAAUCGCCAUGCCCGUUAACUCUCCCUAUCGGACGGCCAUCUCCGGAGCAGUGCUCAAGAUGCAGGAGGAAGGUAAGCUGCACCAGUUGAAGACCCGAUGGUGGAAGGAGAUGUAUGGUGGAGGUCGCUGCGAUGAGCAAGCAACUACUGCGGCCGGGGAUAGUGCUGCCGAGCUUGGAAUAGACAACGUCGGUGGUGUCUUCGUGGUUCUGGCGUUUGGAUGCUUCUGCGCAUUCGUCAUAGGGAUAUUGGAGUUCCUGUGGAACGUACGGAAGGUGGCGGUUGAAGAGAAGGUUACUCCAUGGGAAGCGUUGAAGGCGGAGCUGAAGUUUGCGCUGAACCUCUCGAUAACGACCAAGCCGGUGCACAACAUGCUGAGCGAGUCUUCGUCGGCCAAGAGUUCGAUGCGGUCCAAGUCCGAAUCGAGGCGAGAGUCGGUAUCGGUCGGACGGAUGCACAACAUCAAAUCCGGAAACAGCAUGAUGAACGUGGACAAGAUUGGAUUUGUGUUCAAUAAUAAGUGAAGGAACCUCUGCGGGGCGAUUCAAAUGAGUGUGUAGAGUUCGGUGUUUGAAAGUAGUUGUAGAUGAAGUGUUGCGUUAUGAGUUGUAUUCACAUCAAAGUAUUGUAAGCACGAGAACUGAAAAUUGGUCAGAGAUCAAAUAAAUUAUUUAGUUAUUACAAUUGGCAAUGCAAUAUAUCGAAUAGAGUCAGUGAACUAGCAACA
Aedes albopictus (Asian tiger mosquito) is the source of this 3848-nucleotide messenger RNA. RefSeq names its product glutamate receptor ionotropic, kainate 2. NCBI's taxonomy places the organism in Eukaryota, Metazoa, Arthropoda, Insecta, Diptera, Culicidae. The transcript is spliced from 7 exons. The record is from RefSeq and is a predicted model, not a curated record. Gene Ontology annotation, biological process: synaptic transmission, glutamatergic; modulation of chemical synaptic transmission; monoatomic ion transport. The coding region runs from base 856 to 3645 and encodes 929 amino acids. Gene Ontology annotation, molecular function: glutamate receptor activity; transmitter-gated monoatomic ion channel activity involved in regulation of postsynaptic membrane potential. Gene Ontology annotation, cellular component: postsynaptic density membrane; plasma membrane.